This is a messenger RNA of Prunus mume (Japanese apricot), 2806 nucleotides long. NCBI's taxonomy places the organism in Eukaryota, Viridiplantae, Streptophyta, Magnoliopsida, Rosales, Rosaceae. The record is from RefSeq and is a predicted model, not a curated record.
UUCCAAGGUUUUUGUUAGGCUGGACCUCACCCAUGGGGGUGAGGCGCCACCUGCUUUCUUCCUUGGUUUUCAAAAUAGAGCUCACAGAGGAAAAGAGAAUGGAUGGAGUCGUUUGUUCUGUGGGUACUCUUCUUACACAUAUGGAUUUCAUUUGGUCCCUACCAUGGCUCCUCGUUGACUAUUUUGGAGUUUUGACAAGGGUGGAAUAUGAUGCUAGAUUUUUACAAGGCGCUGCGCUGGGCUUUGUUUACAGUAUUGGGUUAUUGAUGUUCUAUUUCCAGCGUCCAGUGGGUUUUCGUCAACUGCUGGAAAUAGUCCUUUUAUUUUGGGCAUUUUACUGGUGUGGGUUUGUUUAAGUGUUGCAGCAGACUAUUAGAUGUUCUCCUAAGGUAUUGGAUCACUUUUUUUUCUCUCUCAUGCUAACCCAUGUGUUUGGACCCGAAGAAUGGGCUUGAGUUCUAGUGCUCCUAAGUGGCCUAAAACUUUCAUUCCUCGAACCCUCAAUGGGCCCUGUGAGCGCUUGUUCCCGUCCAUACCACAAAUUUCUCAACAAGCCCUAGGUAAUUAUGUGGUUUGAGCCCACUUAAGCCUGCAACAUGACUUGGUAUUAGAAUAGCGGUCCUUUACAUAACAUUACGUGUUUAUUUAGCAUGCUUGUGCUUGAAUUUCAUCGCGUUACUAUAAGUUGUGAUUGGGCCAUGUAACAUUGGAUAGAUUGGUAGGCGUGAAUUUAUAUUGCCGGUGUGUUUUGGUCCUUUUGCGUGGCGGACGCGCGUGUUUGGCUUGGUGUAACGCAUGCCCCAUGGCUCACACAGAUUGAUCAGAUCAUUCCCAUUGAUCUUUGGAUUUUUGAGGGCUUGACUUGCAAUUUUGAAGUUGCUAGCACAAACAAACCUACUGUAAGGGAAGUAAGAGCUGUAGUUGAAUCUUGUAUAUAUGCAUACAUAGAGCUAGUAGGUUAAGCCAGCUAGCUUUAUUUGGGAAUUGGGUGUUUCUUCUGUGUGUAUGUAACUGCUGAUAUGUUUGAAUAGAUAGAAGACUCAGCUGUGCAGUGUGCACCACUCAAGUCUCAAGCUACCCAUUUCAUUUGUAACCGAUGAAUCUCAGACUCCCAUCAGAUAUUGACCGCUGCUGCAUCUCAGUUUGUUGAAUCAAAAUAUUUGACCCUAUCAAAGAAAAGAAAAGACCGCCCAAGUUCACACACAAAUACACUUUAUAGACAUAUAUCUAUAUAUAAAGUGGUGAACGAAAGAAGAGAAAGGAAUUAGGCUGGCAAAUAAGUGGUGGGAGAAAAUAGAUGUGGCGAUGGCGGGCUACAAUGAGUCAUUGUCUACAACCUCAGCCCCAACUGCUUCUCGCUACGUCCACCAGCUCUUCCACCCCGACCUCCACCUCCAAGUUCAUCAACAACAACAACUACACCACCAUCAUCAACAACAGUCCUCCGAUUCCCACCACCAAGACGACCAAGAUCACAACAAUAACAAGAUAAUCGAAUCCUCCGACACCGCCGCCACCAGUUCCGGCGGAGGAGGCGACGGUGGUGGUGGAAGUGGAAGUGGGGGUCCCACACGCCGCCCCAGAGGCCGCCCUGCAGGCUCCAAGAACAAACCCAAGCCCCCAAUCAUCGUCACGCGCGACACCCCCAACGCCCUCCGCUCGCACGUGCUGGAAAUCUCGGCUGGCGCCGACGUCAUGGAAAGCGUCUCCAUCUACGCCAGGCGGAGGGGGAGAGGCGUGUGCGUGCUGAGCGGCAGCGGCACCGUCGCCAAUGUCACUCUUCGUCAGCCUGCGGGGAGCGUAGUCACUCUUCACGGACGCUUCGAGAUACUUUCGCUCUCUGGGACGGUGCUUCCUCCUCCGGCUCCUCCAGGUGCGGGCGGACUGUCCAUAUUCUUGGCGGGCGUGCAGGGACAAGUCGUUGGGGGUUGCGUGGUGGGCCCGCUGUUGGCUUCUGGUCCAGUGGUUUUGAUGGCUGCUUCGUUUGGAAAUGCUGUGUUUGAGAGAUUGCCAUUGGAUGAUCCGGAAGAGGGUACUCCUACUGGUGGUAAUGGUGGCGGUGGAGGCUUGCAAGUGCAACAACCUACGGCGUCGCAAUCUUCCGGGGUGACUGGCGGCCUUGGUGAAGGUACUGGGGGAAAUAGCGGCGGCGGUGCUGGCCUUUUCAAUCUGGGAGGGAAUAUGGCUGCUAACUAUCCGUUUUCGGGUCCUGAUUUGUUCGGGUGGGGUGGGGGAAGUACUCCACGGCCUCCGUUUUAGUAGUUACUUGUGAUUCUGAUUUUGAGUAUGGUUUCCAUGACAUGGGGGUGUUGAUGCUACUGCUAGCUAGCUCGUGUGAAUCAAGCAACUACUUUUCUCAGAUUUCUGAAGAGUUGUUGAAAUUAAGGAAGGUAGCUUGCUAAUUUGGUUGUCUGAAUGUGAUAAAAUUGAGGAUUAGCAGUCAUCACAUGAACAUUAAUUGAAGAGAUUUCUUCAGUCAGUGGCUUCAAUGGGAGCAAAGUAUAUAUAUUUACAACGGAAGAAGAAUGAUGAAGGCUUGGUGUGUUGAGUAGGGAAAAAAAUAAGCAACAAUUAAGGAUAUAGUAGAGACUUUGCAAGGUCAGUAAGUUAUAAUAUUUAUAAAUCGAUGGUGUUCUUUCCCAUCUUCUUUCUUCAAUAUCCUUUGAAUAUGUCUCUCUCUUAUAAUUAUAGCAGCUAUGCUAGUUGUAGUGUGAUGAUGCACAUUUCUAGGGUUUUAUAUAUUAAUGUCUCUCAUGUUUCUCUAGAUCUGUCCAUCUUCUCCGGCACCAGUAAUAAUACUUCAUAU